AUCAAUUUAAAAAUUGAUCAACCAAAAAUUGCUUGGACGCAAUUGGUCUAGGGACCUACCCAUUAUAUUAUUACAGUAAUCAGCCCAAGUUGGGACUGUAAUAGUAUGAAUGAGGAUUUUGGCCACUAUGAUUGUAAAACAUUCCAUGUUCUUUUUAUUGGGGUCAAAGAGCAUGCAAAAUAGUGGGAGCUAAAUAAUUAAAAGUCCAUAUUAUUUAGUUAACUAGAUGUGAUCAUAGGAAUUAAUAUAUGAUUUUAAUUCCGUUCUAUUUGAACUUCUUUAGGCUUUUAGGAAUGUCGAAUUUAUCAUUGAGAAGUAUCUUGGAUACAUGCAAGCUUACUGGACCAAACUUUCUGGACUGGGAAAGAAAUGUGCGUUUAGUUCUUAGACAAGAAAAUAUUGAGUAUGUGUUAGACACGCCGGUACCCAAGAUUCCUGAUGCUAACUCUCCCGAGUUUGCCACGUUUGACAUGACUGCUCGAGAGAAACACGUUACUGAUGCUAAAACUGUGCAAUGUGUUAUGUUGGCUGCAAUGUCUAUGGAGUUGCAAAGGCAACACGAUAGGAUGAGCGCCUUCGAGAUGCUUGAACACUUGAAAAGUCUGUUUGAUUCAGAGAGUCAGACUCUAGAGUAUGAACUUCUGACAGACAUUUUCAAGUGUAGGCUUCAAGAGGGUGGCAACGUGUCUGAGCACGUCCUCAAAAUGAUUGGCUUAAUUGAAAGAGUUGCUACCACCGGAAUUAAGUUUGAGGAUCGUGUCUCAGCUGCUAUCAUCCUAUAUUCGCUUCCGAGUUCAUUUACUAACUUCAUUGUGAAUUAUAAUUUGAACAAAACGAAAGCGACCAUGCCUGAACUCCAUAACAUGCUCAAGUCUUAUGAAGCCUCAACCUCUAAAGGAAAGACUGUUCUUAUGGUAAGCUCUAAUGCUAAGUCUCGUUCUAAGAACAAGAAUAAGCAAAAGAAGAAAGGUAAGGUUGGACCUACUCCUACAGCUCUGAAGCCUAAAGGUGGAGGUCAUAUGAAACCAAAGGUUGCAAAGGAUGUUUGUCUCUACUGCAAAGAAAAGGGACAUUGGAAGAGAGAUUGUGAGCUGUAUAAGGCUAAUCUAGCCAAAGCACCAGGUGCUUCAAGCUCAGAAGCCUGAGAAGCAGUGUAGCAGUUGGACUGGGUAAAAUUGACCUACGCGUGAAGGCUGGAGCAAAAGUUGCUGCUGAACGUGAUAGGAUCUUAUAGUUUAGAUUUGCCCGGUGGUUUUAGAUUAGAAUUAAAUAAUUGUUAUUUUAUUCCUUCUAUUACCAAGAAGAUUAUUUCCAUUCAUAUGUUAGACAUUAAAAGAUUUCU
Molecule: messenger RNA, 1342 nt
Organism: Cuscuta europaea
Lineage: Eukaryota; Viridiplantae; Streptophyta; Magnoliopsida; Solanales; Convolvulaceae
Source: the annotation of a GenBank genome assembly